Molecule: messenger RNA, 1775 nt
Organism: Ipomoea nil (Japanese morning glory)
Lineage: Eukaryota; Viridiplantae; Streptophyta; Magnoliopsida; Solanales; Convolvulaceae
Product: polyadenylate-binding protein-interacting protein 8-like
Exons: 10
Coding region: 500-1495 (331 amino acids)
Molecular function (GO): RNA binding
Source: RefSeq, a predicted model, not a curated record
GCAUCAUACGCACAAUACGUAACAUUCUCUCUCUGAACAAAAGAAAGGGUAGUAGAGAAAUAGGGCGGAGCAGCUGUUUGUUGCGGAGUAUUUCCAAAACCACUACCAGAAUCCACCAAUUCCUGUGAUCAAAUUUGUUACAAAACCCUAAAGUUUCUGUCUUUGCAUUCUGCUUGGUCUUUAUAGUAAACACUCACUUCUCAUCACCCCUUAUUUUCUUUCAUUUCUGGCAAUUUUUUUUUUCUUCUUCCCUUAAUUGGAUUGUAUUUAUAGCCUUUAUUCAUAUUCCCUUAUGUGAGAGGAUCAGCGUAUUGCAUUUCGGAUAUUGCCUAAAUCUGAAGAGGCCUUAGCCAAUUGUGUUUGAUAAUUAUAUGGUUGGUAUAUAAAGGCUGAGUCUUUGGAGGAAUUGAGCUGAGGGUCUGUGUUUUGAUUCAUCCAUUUUUGCCGUUUUUUAAAAAAUAAAUUUUGAGUCUUUUUUGUUUUCUGAGCUUUUGAUUCAAUGGCUGCCGGCGCUGAGGUGUGUGUUGAGACAGCAAUGGUUGAGGCUCCUGCUGUUGUUGAGAAUUCUUCUCCGGCACCAAAUUCCGGCAAAAUUUCUGAUGCUGGCUCUGAGCUUAGCGUCAAUAAUGCGAAAUCUGAGUCGCCGGCGGAUGGCCAGAAGGACUCCGGUUCUAAUUCGAGCCCGGAAUCGGAGUUUCAAAUGCGGGAUAUCGUUAAUAUGUUGAAGACAUUGAAGCUCAACCCACUGGCAAAAGAGUUCUUUCCUUCUUCCUAUGGCCGUGAUGAGGGGCUCAACAAUUUUGUGGCAGCUAAUAAGGCUUUGGGGGCUGAUGGUUUCCGAAAUAACAGAAGGAGAGGAAACAACUAUAAUCAGGGCCGAAGCAACCGAAUGAACAAUAGAGCUUCUAGAGCUCAAAGAGAAGAUAGCAUAAGGCGAACUGUCUAUGUUUCUGACAUUGAUCACAAUGUUACGGAAGAGCAGCUUGCUGCCUUAUUUAGUGCGUAUGGACAAGUCGUUGACUGCAGAGUUUGUGGCGAUCCUCACUCCCAUCUUCGCUUUGCUUUUGUGGAGUUUGCCGAUGAAUACUCUGCUAGAGCGGCUCUUUGCCUUUCUGGUACGAUAUUAGGUUUUUCUCCGCUCAAGGUCCUGCCUUCGAAAACUGCUAUCCUUCCCGUGAAUCCUACAUUCCUUCCCAGGUCAGAGGAUGAACGUGAGAUGUGUGCUAGGACCGUUUACUGUACAAAUAUAGAUAAGAAGGUAUCUCAGGCUGAUGUCAAGACUUUUUUCGAAACGAGAUGUGGUGAGGUUUCUCGCCUGAGGCUUUUGGGAGAUCAAGUGCACUCCACCCGUAUUGCUUUUGUUGAAUUUGUCAUGGCUGAGAGUGCGAUUCUGGCAUUGGAUUGUUGCGGGGAAGUGUUGGGGUCCCAGCGUAUCAGGGUGAGCCCUUCAAAGACACCCGUGAGGCCACGAGUUGCUCGAGCUGGUAUGCAUUAGCCAGCCAGUCAUUCCAUGGUGGCCCGAGGGUCGGUCUAGAAGGCGGCAUUUCGCGCAAUACCCUUUGGUAGAGAGACAGACAGACAGGUUUUAGUUUAUGCAUGGAGAAGAUGGUUUCAGUAAUUUCAAUUCCAUCUUGUUUCUGCCAAACAUUUUAAUCUCUUUUUCCAGACACAACUCCCAACCUUUGUUUUAGCUCUCAAGUUUACAGUUAUUGCUGUGCUGUGCUGUUAGUUAAAAUGUCUUGGCAACCAGCAAUGCUUUGAUGUUUUGCAACUUU